AUGGCGUUCCGAACCAUUAUUUUACUCUCCUGCCUUGCGGGUUUUAUUGAAGCACAAGUACCUUUCUUAGGAGCAUGUCCUGAAUUGAAGACAAUGACAGAUUUCGAUUCUCAAAGGUAUAUGGGGAAAUGGUAUGAAGCUGAAAGAUACUUCUCAGUUUUUGAAUUUGGAGGAAAGUGUGUCCAGUCGAAUUAUACAGAUGGGAUAGACAACAAUAUCAACAUUAUCAGCAAACAGACAAGUUCAUUGACAGGUGCAAAGUCUACAGUUAACGGUGCAGUAAAGAAAAACAAUAGUGGGAAUUCAGCACAGAUGCAUAUGACAUUUCCAUACCUACCAGUUGAUGCUCCAUAUUGGGUUUUAGAAACUGACUAUGACACUUAUGCAGUCGUCUGGUCAUGUACGAAUUUCGGACUGUUUAGUGCAAGAAACGCAUGGAUAUUGACAAGAGACAAAAAUCCACCGCUGAAAGUAAUGGAGAAGGCUUACAGCGUCAUUGAUAGGAAUCUGAUCAGUCGUGCUUUCUUCAUCAGAACUGACCAAAAUUGUCCAGAAGAAUUUUAAAUAUCGAUCAAUCCAAAUGAUUUUUAAUUAUUAUUAUUAUUUUUAAUUUUUGGCCUAAGUUUAGAUUUUUUUUUCUUUUUAAAUCAGGGAUCUAAAAUUAUAUUAUUAUUAAAAAUUGUAUAUUUUAAUUGGUGUAAAUAAUUUAUAAAUUAUAAGAAACAAACAAAUCCAGCUGUAUCACUGCCAUUAUUUAAGUUUGCGAUGUUUAAGAGUCAUCGACUUAUAAACAUCUAUUAUAUAAUUAUUAUUAUUUUAUUUUACUUUUUAAGACUUGUUAGUUGUAAGUAAAAUUUAAGCCAGUAAUUACGAAACAAUGUUUGAAGUUAUAAUAUAUUUUAUAAAUUUGACUAUUUUAUAAAUUAUGACAAAAUAAGUUUUUAAUUUUAAAUGUUAGUAUUAAUAAUAUGCACAAAAGUUUAGUUCCAUAAUAUUUAUAUUUAUGACAUAAUAAAGUAAUUACUUAAUUAGAAAUAGGGUCUGUAUUUAAUAUUAAAUAUAAUUUAUAGAUUAUAUUUUAAAUGAUGAAUAUUUAUAUAAAUUAGAAUUUUAUAAGGCAGGAAAUGACGUGAUACCUGCAGAACUGAAUAUUUUAUGUGAUAAAUUUUUAGGAUUCGACAACUUUUUUUUUACAUAUAUAAUUGAGAAUGUAUUUUAGUAUUGUUUUGUUAAUAUUGGAAAUAAAAAU
Nezara viridula (southern green stink bug) is the source of this 1249-nucleotide messenger RNA. The record is from the annotation of a GenBank genome assembly. NCBI's taxonomy places the organism in Eukaryota, Metazoa, Arthropoda, Insecta, Hemiptera, Pentatomidae.